Messenger RNA from Melitaea cinxia (Glanville fritillary), 2481 nucleotides. It is a transcript of the gene roq, whose product is annotated as roquin-1. Lineage: Eukaryota; Metazoa; Arthropoda; Insecta; Lepidoptera; Nymphalidae. The transcript is spliced from 17 exons. The record is from RefSeq and is a predicted model, not a curated record. Gene Ontology annotation, molecular function: metal ion binding. Bases 40 to 2358 code for a protein of 772 amino acids.
GCAAUACUGCUGCUGGUGCUGACGGAUCAUGAUUUGAAAAUGCCAAUUCAGGCGCCGCAAUGGACGGACUACCUCAAUUGUCCAGUGUGCUGCCGCGAGUUUGGCCCCCCUCCGCGGAGCCCUAUCAGUCUUGGAUGCGGGCACACUCUUUGUGGGCAUUGUCUUAAGCAUCUUCACAGAAAACAAUGCCCCUUUGAUCAGACAGUAAUCCACGCAGAGCCUGAGGAGUUAGUAGUGAACACGGCGCUGCUACAGCUGGCCGGGUAUACACCGCCCGCGCAACCCUACCACCCGCCCUGCAUACAAGCACUACCCGAACAUGACCGACACGCCUAUGACAUCAUCGUUCGUUGCCUCGAACACCUCGCCGUCUACCUUAAACUAUGCGGUAACGCGAGCAACAGCACGGCGGGUAAUCGUCUAUCUCGGCCGAUGCAACGCAAGUUAGUCACGCUACUUCAGUGUGCGAUCACGGAUGAAGAAGGUCGGGGCCGGGCGGCCAGAGCGGCCCGCUCCCUAGGCGAGAGGACGGUCACCGAGCUCAUACUGCAACACCAGAAUCCCCAGCAACUUAGCGCGAACCUAUGGGCGGCGGUGAGAGCACGUGGAUGUCAGUUUUUAGGUCCAGCAAUGCAAGAGGAAGUUUUGAAACUUGUUCUUUUGGCUUUAGAAGACGGUUCUGCCCUUUCCAGAAAGGUGUUAGUGAUGUUUGUUGUCCAAAGAUUAGAGCCUCAUUUUCCGCAGGCUUCCAAAACUAGUAUAGGCCAUGUCGUCCAGCUUCUAUAUAGAGCUUCUUGUUUUAAGGUGUCAAAACGCGAAUGCGAUUCAUCUCUAAUGCAGUUAAAAGAGGAAUUCCGGACGUACGAACUAUUACGUCGAGAACAUGAUGCACAGAUAGUACAAAUUGCGACGGAGGCUGGUCUCAGGAUCGCCCCAGACCAAUGGAGUGCCCUCUUAUACGGAGAUACGGCACACAAGAGUCACAUGCAGAGUAUUAUUGAUAAACUACAAACACCCCAAUCUUUUGCACAGUCCGUUCAAGAGCUCUUCAUAGCUUUACAGAGAACGGGAGAUCCGGCACAGUUGAUCGUUAUAAGUAUGCAUCUCGACCGGCUCGCCAAUAUCGAUGCUAGUCCUGACGCGAAAAGUCCAUCAUGGCAACAGCUGGCCGAAAUGAUAACGUCGAUCAAAGAAGUAGUGUCUGGUCUCAUCCACUACUUGCAGCAACAGGCAACCGGUCGCGACACCAAUCAUAACCAAAAACACAUCCUCCAGGAAAGGUGUAUUGAGCCUUCAACAAGUCAACCGUCCCCACAAAUCGCGACGACUCCGACACACAAGUACAAGACUGCAAUGUGCAGGGACGCUUCGUUAAGAUCCUACUGUCCAAGAGGCAAUUCUUGCACUUUUGCCCACUUCGAAGAGGAGUUGGAAAGGUACCGAGGAGUGCCAAACGCGAAUCAAGCGAUGACAAACGGCAACUAUACAUAUAUGCCAACGCUACCGUCAGUGCAAUUACCGCCUUUGCCUCAGCCGAUCCCUCUGCCACAAAUGUACCAACGUUUUCCUUUACCGCAGUCACAUGCCCAACACCCGCAUGUAGAUAACUUCAACGUUCCACCAAUACCAUCACAAACAAUGCCUCAAGAAAUGAUUCCUAAUCCAGAAUUUGCUUCUGAUAAUCCACGAAAUGAUUGCAUUCAGCCACAACAAAACUUCGCAUCGGCUCUCAUGCAUAAUCAAGCAUCGUUAGCAAUGAAUCAAAAAGGCAUUAUGGUACCUAUUCAAGAGCGACCAUAUUAUGGACGAUUUGGUGGAAUGGUAACCAUUCAUGAUGAAACUUCAAAUAAUAUCCAGUUUCCUCGGCAAGAAUUUGUUAAUCCAGUUUUCCAAGGUUCAACAAACACUGGACCCAUAGCUGGCUUUCAGCCUCAAGAACAAAAUAUACCUCCUAUGCCAAACAUGUUUGUACCAGUACAACACGAAGCCCAGAGAAAUAUAAGUCCUUAUACAUUUGACGAUCCGAAUCCAUCAGAACUCUUGCCAGAUUACCGAGUGAAGGCUCCAAGCUUCGCUGCCGUUUCUCGAGAACGUCGUAUUGAAACUUCUUGGCCCUCUAACAAUGUAUUUAAUUUCGAUACUAUGCGGAAUGCGUUGCCACCCUGUCCUUCUGCUACAGAAGAUAUGUUCGCAGUACCAAGCGACAGACGCGCUGUCGGCGCCGAUAGACUCGUAGUAGCGGACAGACUCACUGUUACUACCUCUGACCUGGCUAACAGAGCUGAUGACGAGGAACUCGAAGAAGAGCUGCAGGCUCUAGAGCGCCGAAUCGACACCGAGUUCAAAAAUACCGAUUAAACCUCGAGGAACUCAAAGAAGUAAUGCAGCCUCUAGAGCACCGCAUCUCCUUCGACUUUCAAAGUACUGAUUGAGCGUUGAGGUAUUAUAUAAUACCAAAAAAUAAAAAUUGUUACAUGUAAA